CGGCGAACCCCCAACUGCCCCCAAUCUCGAUGGAUCCUUGAUGACGCCAUGAUCUACGUCGCCGUGUCGCACAGCCGCGGAACGUAUAGGCGCGGAUCCAGCCAGCCAGGCCCCCUUUUUUAAUCAUGAGUAUCAUCGGCCGCGGGUCCUUCCUCCGGACGUGAACGCAUCAACGACCGCCGUCUAAUCCGGAGGAUAGCAAGAAUGUCUGUGCCACCACCGCCACCGCCUCCGCAGGCUGGCGCUUCUGCUGGCCCGCUAAUGGGCGAUAACAGAGGUUUAUUACUACAGUCUAUAAGGGCAGGCAAAACUCUGAAGAAGACUGUUACCGUGGAUAAGAGCGCACCUGCAAUCUCUGGGAGAAUAAAAGGCGAAUCAUCGAGCUCCUCGUUAAGCAAUAACAAUAGUAGAACUAAUAGUUCUAAUGUAAUCAGCAGCAGCAGUUCUAAUUCUAAUGGUGGGCCCAUGUCACUUGGCGGUUUAUUCGCGGGUGGUAUGCCAAAAUUAAAACCUACAGGACUGAGAGGACACAUGACCGAGAAAGAGAGACAAAAUGUAAAUAAUUCUAGUUUUCUUCACUCGUCAUCCGGGUCGUCCCACAAUGUAAAACGUGGCCCACCACCAGUUCCGCCACCAGCCGCGCAGAAACCACAGUUAUUCAAUCAGGGACAAAGCAGCACCGAUUCUGCGAUGAGCACUCCGGAGGUCACGCCCAGAGGAUUCGGGAAAUCAACCAUUGUGCCUAAACUGGCGUCGUCUGCCACCUUGCACAAACCGUCGCCGCCGCCUAAAAAGCUGAAUUUAACGAGUAGCGCAAGCGUGGCGAGAGCACAAAGCAUGCGAUUACCGCGAUCGCCACCGGUCCUGGUGCCAACAACACCUUCUCUGCACCAGUCACAGGAUUGUUUAAAUGAAGCCACCACGCCACAACCCACGAGACCCGCGAAUCGAAUUCUCAGGCCUCCCGUGACGAGGCCACCGUCACCGCCGAUCUCGCGAGCGAUCGUGCCUAUGACGAGACCACCGUCGCCGCCAGCACCACCAGCCUCGCGGUCGCACACAUUGCCCGUGACAGCCAUGAGAGCGGCGCCGCCGCCACCAUCGAGGAUCACGGUGACCGCGCCAUGUAUACCGCCACCACCACCACCGCUUCCUCAUCGUCCCGCACUCACGCAUCAGAGAUUGGCACCGCCGCCGCCACCGCCACCGACGCCUCCUACUAGAAGUCUGUCGGUUCGCAAUGGCAGCGCUCAAGCUUCUGUCGAUCUGGAAACACGAUUUGCUGAUAUGUUUCAUACCGUGUCGAGUUUUCCGCCGCCGGAACCCUUCAGGGGCUUCAUCAAGGUUUAUAGUAGCAGGAAUGCAGCAAAACAACAAGCACCAGCUCCUCCACUUCAAUCGUCUUCUACUCCUAGCACACUGCAUUCGUUAAAUACUUCGUCUGGGAGUAAACAGUGGCAACACAAUGCGACUUCUUUGGCAUAUUAAAAUCUGUGCAUACUUAAAUCAUUGCUUCGUGCAUUGAUUAUUGUUUAAACACUUCUUGAUGCUGCCACAAUAAAAUAAAAUAUUAAGUGAGCGUGAAAAGGAAUGAAUCGGCAGAGUAAAAAGUUUGAGAGAAAGAGAUUCCGAAUUCGCGAACCCAGUUAUACAAUAAAACGUUUUUAGACAAUA
Atta colombica is the source of this 1674-nucleotide messenger RNA. Its product is annotated as WAS/WASL-interacting protein family member 3-like. Gene Ontology annotation, cellular component: cytoplasm; actin filament. The coding region runs from base 205 to 1488 and encodes 427 amino acids. Lineage: Eukaryota; Metazoa; Arthropoda; Insecta; Hymenoptera; Formicidae. Gene Ontology annotation, biological process: actin filament polymerization. The transcript is spliced from 5 exons. Gene Ontology annotation, molecular function: actin binding; microtubule binding. The record is from RefSeq and is a predicted model, not a curated record.